AUGUGGCUGUCCGCCAGAACAUGCCUGAUCAUUGCGGCUUGUAGUGUGGUUCUCGAUGCUGCCGAGCAGCGCCAGAGGCAUGAACGGCCCCACAUCUUAUUCCUCAUGGUUGACGAGAUGGAUGGGCGCCUGCUUGACGAUGAAACCCCCCAGUUCAAGCCACCGUUGCCGAACCUGCGGGCCCUCAUGAAGAAUGGGACAUACUUCCCGAACACUUACAGCAAUUCUCCUUUAUGUGUUCCUGCCAGAACCUCAAUGGUAACUGGAAGGUACAAUUCGGAUAUUAAGAUUUGGGACAACUUUGUUGGCAUUGCGAAUGUUAACGGUGACGACACCCAGAUAGAUCAAAGAUGCCUGACGGCAUACUCGCGCCGAGAAUGCCUUGAGUUUGCGGCCUCACAGAACAUCAACGGAACGUUCUUCGACGUUCUAGCGGACCAGGGCUACAACCUCACCCUUUGGGGAAAGGUCCAUGCCGGAGGUGGUGUUGAACGCUUUAGCCGGCACAUCUUCAACGACCCUUUUACUGGAACAGGUUUGGUCCGCGAGUCGGCCAAAGCCUGGACGCGGUCGACAGGUGUGGCCUCGAAGUUGCAAGACCCGACAGAUUGGCUACAAAGACCGAUCGAUGUACCGAAGCCAGCAGAGAACUUCUUCGACUAUCCGACUGCCGAUGAGUGCACGCGCUUGCUGGAGCAAGGGCUCUUCAAGUCAUCUACACCUCAGUUUCUUUAUUGCUCCUUCGCCGUGCCACACCCGCCCUAUCAGACAAACAGUACGUAUUGGAAUGCAGUCGGACCGCUUGGCAAGCAUGCGAUGCCCACACUGGUUCCACGGGACAAGCUGCACCCAGCCGAUGAGUACGCAGUGCGAUCCAAGCAGUUUUGGAAUUUGGACAAUUGCAAGCCAGAACACAUUGAGCACUUCCGGCGUGUCUAUUUUGCAAUGUGCGUCGAAGCAGAUCAUUUGGUGGGAAGGAUUUUAACGGCCUUCUGGGAGAACGUGGACCCUGACGAUGCAUUCGUCAUCUUUGUAUCUGACCAUGGGGAGCUGAACCUCGAGCAUCGGCAGUGGCAGAAAAGCUCCAUGAAGGAGGCCUCGGCUCGCAUCCCUCUAAUUGUUUCUGGUCCUGGUAUGCCAAAAGGCCGGAGGGUUCAGUCACUUGCCUCCUUGAACGACAUCUAUCCAACGCUUUUGGACAUCGCCGGGGCUGGCUCACGUGUGCCAGCAGACAAACUUGCGGGGGAGUCCGUUCUUCCGAUUGCCCGUUGGGACCAUAGGAAGAAGAACUAUGUUGUUUCUGAGUACUACGACACUUUUUCAAGGACAGGGACCUUCAUGGUGCGACAGGGCCAGCAGAAGUUAAUAGUCCAUGCUCCCCUGGAGAAUGGGGUGCGCUGGCCAGCACAGCUCUUCAACAUUGCCACGGAUCCAUGGGAGCUGACGGAUUUGGCUGCUGAGCUCCCAUCCGAGGUGAGCCGCUUAGAGGCGCUGCUUCGGAGGGAGUUCGACUUAGAAGCCGUGGACGCACAGAAGAAGGCAUAUGAUCACAAGAUGUUCAUUAGCUACGUCUAUCGCAGAUAUUCCGGGCCGGCUGGGUGCCAGAAGGCGAUGAGAGUCGCCUUUCCCGGUUUCGAUGAGGAAGACGCCAAACUUGUUGAGAAGUGGCUUGGGAAACCUUGCUGCAAGGUGUUGGACGGCCGCGUUCAGCGCAAGGCAAAGUUCCACACGCUGGCUUGCCCGUCAAAGACGGGCCAAAAAGUGCCUUCCUCAUAG
Molecule: messenger RNA, 1776 nt
Organism: Symbiodinium natans
Lineage: Eukaryota; Dinophyceae; Suessiales; Symbiodiniaceae
Source: the annotation of a GenBank genome assembly